AUGCAAGGCAUAGAUAAUGGGAGAUGUCUUUACCAACCUUAUACAGGAUGCAUAUUAAACCAUGGAAGAAGCAUUCAUGGGUCACACAAACUUAAAAUAUCCAAGGAAGCCAAGGAGGAAGGUUCAGAUGUUUUUAACUUGUCAUCUUUUCCGCUAGACCGUAUAAGAAACUUCUCCAUAAUUGCCCAUGUUGAUCAUGGCAAAAGUACUCUUGCAGAUCGUAUAUUGGAAUUAACUGGUGCAAUUAAAAAGGACACCAAAAACAAGCAGGUCCUGGAUAAGCUGCAGGUGGAGCAGGAACGAGGCAUCACUGUGAAAGCUCAAACUGCUUCUAUUGUUUAUAACUAUCAUGGUCAGAAAUACCUUCUGAAUCUUGUUGAUACUCCUGGCCACGUUGAUUUUACUUAUGAAGUGUCAAGAUCACUGGCUGCAUGUCAAGGAGCCAUUCUCUUAGUGGAUGCUAAUGAGGGUGUCCAGGCUCAAACUGUUGCAAAUUUUUAUUUAGCUUUUGUGAAUGAAAUUGUCAUCAUUCCAGUAUUAAAUAAGAUUGAUCUAAAAAAUGCCAACCCUGCAGGUGUAAAGGAACAGUUGAAGAAUCUUUUUGACUUUAGCCCAGAUGAAGUUCUCUCGGUGUCUGCUAAGUUGGGAACCGGUGUAACUGAAGUUAUAGAAGCUAUUAUUAGACUUGUUCCUUCUCCUGAGAAGAAAUGUAACAAGGACAGCCCUGUCCGUCUCCUCCUAUUUGACUCUUGGUUUGAUCAGUACAAGGGUGCUGUUUGCUUGAUAUUGGUGGUUGAUGGCACUUUAAAGAAAGGUGAUCACAUUACAUCUUCACACUCAGGAAAAUCUUAUGAAGUGAGAGAUUUGGGAAUCCUUACACCUCUUGAAACUUCAGUACCACAGUUGUAUACGGGACAGGUUGGGUAUUUCACAGCUAACAUACGAGCAGCUAAAGAAGCACAAGUGGGGGACACGUUCCAUCUUAAGAGUGCAAAAUGCGAACCUCUUCAGGGCUUCAAACCAGCAAAACCUAUGGUGUUUGGUGGUGUUUAUCCUAUUGAUCAGAAGGAGCACCCAGCACUCAAAGCUGCUAUAGAACAUCUCUGCCUCAAUGAUGCAAGUGUGUCUGUUUCCAUUGAAUCUAGUGCAUCAUUAGGUCAAGGAUGGAGACUUGGAUUUCUGGGUCUUUUACACAUGGAUGUGUUUACCCAGCGGCUGGAGCAAGAACAUGGUGCUCAAGUGAUCAUAACAACUCCUACUGUUCCUUACAAGGUAAAAUUGCGGGGUGGUCGUGUCAUUCGUGAGUUUGGUAGAGAAGAAGUAAUCAUCACUAACCCAUCUCUUUGGCCAGAAAAGAAUAACAUCAGUGAGACAAAUGAACCAUUUGUUAUGGGUACUAUUAUCACACCUGACACUUACUUGGGUGCCAUCAUCGGGCUGUGUCACAGCAGACGAGGAGUUCAAUAUAGUAUGAGAAACUUGGAUAAUACCAGAUUAAUCAUACAGUAUAAACUACCAUUGAAUGAAAUUGUGGUUGACUUUUAUGAUGCUUUAAAGUCAUUGUCAUCAGGUUAUGCAACAUUUGACUAUGAAGACUUGGGGUUUGAGCCGUCUGACAUUGUAAAGCUGAAUAUUCUCCUGAAUGGUCAAGUUGUUCCUGAGCUCUCAACGCUUGCCCACAUUACUCAAGCCAGAACACUGGGAAAGAAUAUUUGUGAGAAAUUAAAGGAAACUUUACCCAAGCAGUUGUUCCAGAUUGCAAUACAAGCUGCCGUUGGAGGAGAUAUAUUGGCACGGACCAACAUAAAACCUGUGAGGAAAGAUGUCCUUGCAAAGUGUUAUGGAGGUGAUAUUUCAAGAAAAAUGAAGCUGUUGAAACGUCAGGCUGAGGGAAAGAAGAGGAUGAAGAUGUAUGGAAAUAUCGAAGUACCUAGAGAGACAUUCAUUAAUAUUUUGAAAAGAUAAUCUUUUAUUUUUGAAUAAUGGUCAAAAUGACUUUAAGGUACUGUAUAUAAUUUAAUUUUCCAAAGUCAGAAAGAUUUUGUGUGUAUAAAAUAACUUAAAAUAAGUGCAACCAUAGUUGAACGUUAAUUUUGUACAGUAAUUGCAAUAAAAUUAAGAAAAUACAGUUCUCGUAUUACACAGUGGAUUGAAAUUUGGAAAGUAUCUGUACAUACUGUACUGCAGCUGCGGCACACAAAACAGCUGACACGUACCACCAUGGAUGCUGCAGUUCAACACACCUCAACAAGCCAGAAGAACCAUCAUGUGUACUGCCAUAUCUUCACAAUUUGCGGCAGAAGCUGGAGCUCUCUUUACACUAAAAAGACUCAUUGCUCAUCUUGCCUGAAAAAAGCACACCACAACAAAUGCCUCCUGCUUUAUAAAAUAUCUUGUCCAUGACCUGAACUGUGUUAACCUGAUGCCCAGAGCAAACAUCUGUGAAUAGGUCCUUUUCUGGGCAGUCCCCUCUUUAUACACCUACCAUCCAGUUUACAACCUGCUCGACAUACGACCACUCAGCUUACGACUAUGUUUUGUAUGCAAGUGUUCUGGGAAAUAAACAACUGUUUGUAUUA
Molecule: messenger RNA, 2579 nt
Organism: Cherax quadricarinatus
Lineage: Eukaryota; Metazoa; Arthropoda; Malacostraca; Decapoda; Parastacidae
Gene: waw
Product: Translation factor waclaw
Biological process (GO): positive regulation of translation
Cellular component (GO): mitochondrion
Molecular function (GO): GTP binding; mitochondrial ribosome binding; GTPase activity
Source: RefSeq, a predicted model, not a curated record